This is a messenger RNA of Dipodomys ordii (Ord's kangaroo rat), 327 nucleotides long. It is a transcript of the gene Cdkn1b, whose product is annotated as cyclin-dependent kinase inhibitor 1B (p27, Kip1). Gene Ontology annotation, biological process: regulation of cell cycle; G1/S transition of mitotic cell cycle; negative regulation of cell population proliferation. Gene Ontology annotation, cellular component: nucleus; cytoplasm. The transcript has a single exon. Lineage: Eukaryota; Metazoa; Chordata; Mammalia; Rodentia; Heteromyidae. The record is from RefSeq and is a predicted model, not a curated record. The annotation marks the transcript as partial. Gene Ontology annotation, molecular function: protein-folding chaperone binding; cyclin-dependent protein serine/threonine kinase inhibitor activity.
AUGUCGGACGUGCGGGUGUCCGGCGGUAGCCCGCGCCUGGAGCGCGCGGACGCGCGGACGCCCGCGCCGCCCAAGCCGUCGGCCUGCCGCAACCUGUUCGGCGCCGUGGACCACGAGGAGCUGCGCCGGGACCUGGAGCGGCACCGCCGGGAGCUGGAGGCCGCCGGCCGCCGCCGCUGGAACUUCGACUUCCGCAACCACCGCCCGCUGCACGGCCGCUUCGAGUGGCGCGCGGUGGAGCGCGGGGCGCUGCCCGACUUCUACCUGCGCCCGCCGCGCGCGCGCCUGCGCCCCGCGCCCGCGCCCGCCAGCCCGGGGGACGGCGCC